Molecule: messenger RNA, 1031 nt
Organism: Elephantulus edwardii (Cape elephant shrew)
Lineage: Eukaryota; Metazoa; Chordata; Mammalia; Macroscelidea; Macroscelididae
Product: mitochondrial inner membrane protein COX18-like
Exons: 6
Coding region: 1-1011 (336 amino acids)
Biological process (GO): protein insertion into mitochondrial inner membrane from matrix; mitochondrial respiratory chain complex IV assembly
Cellular component (GO): mitochondrial inner membrane
Molecular function (GO): membrane insertase activity
Source: RefSeq, a predicted model, not a curated record
AUGCUGUGUAGGCUCGCAGGUAGAUGGCUGCGGCGAUUGCCUGACCUGCAGCUGGCGGUCAGGGUCUCACCAACUGUUCCAGGAACAAGGGGCGCCCUCAUGCGCCCCGCUGUCCCUGUUUGGGCGGUGGCUUCCGUCUCUGCGGUGGAGCCGGGCGGCGCGGGUGGCUGGUAUGAGUUCCUGGCUGCGUCCGCGCCGGUGAAGGGCGCAGAGGACCUGCUGCUCAGCGCACACGCCGCCUCAGGCCUGCCGUGGUGGGGCAGCAUUCUCCUCACGACCGUGGCCUUGCGCGGCGUCGUCACGCUGCCCCUGUCCGUCUACCAGCACUACAUCUUCGCCAAGGUGGAAAAUUUGCAGCCAGAAAUAAAAAAUAUUGCCAGGCUUCUCAACCACGAAGUUGCAGUACGAGCACAUCAAUUAGGAUGGUCCAAAAGAGUUACCAGGAUCACUUAUUUCAAGAAUAUGCGCAGACUUGUUUCAGAGCUGUAUGUCCGGGAUAACUGCCACCCUUUCAAAGCCACUGUGUUGGUUUGGAUUCAGCUGCCAAUGUGGAUCUUCUUAUCUGUUGCUCUCCGGAAUUUUAGCAUGGGAGUAACACAUUCAGAAGGUCUUUCUGUUCAGGAGCAGUUAGCUACUGGUGGGGUUCUGUGGUUUCCUGACCUCACUGCUCUGGAUUCCACUUGGAUUCUGCCUAUAUCUGUUGGUGCUGUCAACUUAUUAAUAGUUGAGAUAAUUGCUCUGCAAAAAAUGGGAAUGUCUCGUUUUCAGAAGUAUGUUACAUACUUUGUCCGUGGAGUAUCAGUGUUGAUGAUUCCAGUUGCUGCAACAGUACCUUCAUCAAUUGUUCUCUAUUGGUUGUGCUCCAGUUUCAUGGGCCUUUUACAGAACUUGCUGCUACGUUCACCUCGAUUUCGCCAAUUUUGCCAAAUACCAUUGACGAAGUCGGAUUCACCCACGCCUUAUAAAGAUCUUUUUGCUGCCUUUUAUGCCAAGUUCCUUUCAAGAAAAUAGUAUACUUUUCAAUAAUUUUG